AUGGGACAGACUAACAAUGUGACAGAAUUUGUCCUCCUGGGCCUCACUCAGGAUCCUGAGGGGCAAAAAGUAUUAUUUGUCAUAUUUUUACUCAUCUACAUUGUGACAGUGGUGGGCAAUCUGCUCAUCGUGGUGACUGUUUUUGCCAGCCCUUCCCUGGGCUCCCCCAUGUACCUCUUCCUUGCCUGUCUGUCACUCAUAGAUGUGGUUUAUUCCACUGUCGUUUCACCAAAAUUUUUUAUAGACUUACUGCAUGAUAAAAAGACAAUUUCUUUCUCAGCUUGUAUGGGACAGCUCUUUGUGGAACACAUAUUUGGAGGCGCUGAGGUCUUCCUACUGGUGGUGAUGGCCUAUGAUCGAUAUGUGGCUAUCUGUAAGCCACUACACUACCUAACCAUUAUGAAUAGAAAGGUUUGCAUCGUGCUGUUGGUGGUGGCCUUGGUUGGAGGUUUUAUGCACUCUACGUUUCAAAUUCUUGUUGUGUACAGCCUCCCCUUCUGUGGUCCCAAUGUCAUUAACCACUUCUUCUGUGACAUGUACCCGUUAUUGGAACUCGCCUGCACUGACACCUACUUUGUAGGCCUCACGGUUGUUGCCAAUGGUGGUGCAAUCUGUACGAUCAUGUUUAUCAUUCUGCUAAUUUCCUACGGAGUCAUCUUAAAUUCCCUUAAAAGUCACAGUCAGGAAGGGAGGCGCAAAGCCUCUGCCUGAAGUUCUCACGUCACGGUGGUUGUCUUCUUUUUCAUUCCCUGUAUUUUCAUGUAUGUUAGACCUGUUUCUAACUACCCCAUUGAUAAAUAUGUAACUGUGUUUUAUACGGUUAUCACUCCCAUGUUGAAUCCUUUAAUAUACAGCCUGAGAAAUUUGGAGAUGAAAAAUGCUAUGAAAAAACUGUGGGGUAAAAAUUUAACUAUAUUUAAUAAGAAUGUGCCACUAAUAGUAAACAUAUUUGUUACUAAUUCCAAAGUAGAAAAGAAGCAGUAA
This is a messenger RNA of Pteropus alecto (black flying fox), 984 nucleotides long. RefSeq names its product olfactory receptor 4A5-like. Gene Ontology annotation, biological process: G protein-coupled receptor signaling pathway. NCBI's taxonomy places the organism in Eukaryota, Metazoa, Chordata, Mammalia, Chiroptera, Pteropodidae. The record is from RefSeq and is a predicted model, not a curated record. Gene Ontology annotation, cellular component: membrane. Gene Ontology annotation, molecular function: olfactory receptor activity; G protein-coupled receptor activity.